AUGAUGUAGGAAAUCUUAAUUUUAUUUUAAGAAGUGGAUCCAUUAAAUAACUCUGUAGGAUGUUUCUAUCUUCUAAGGAGUAACCAAUUUAUAUAUAUAGAAGGAACAGUCUAAAUUCAAAAUGAUCAAUUAUUCUUGAAUAUAUUUCAUAAUAGUUCUAAAUAUUAUAUUAAAAUAACAAUAAGAUUUUCGUAUAGUCCUUAAGAUGAACAAUCAGAUUAAUUUAGAACUCAAUAUAAUAUUUAUGCAUUUUUAACCUUUUAGUUAAUAAUAAGAAUAAUAAAAAUUGACAUUCUUCAUUUCAAAAUCAUAUGCUUGAAUUUACAUUGCAAUUUUAUCUAAUAAGAUUAUUGA
Messenger RNA from Paramecium sonneborni, 354 nucleotides. NCBI's taxonomy places the organism in Eukaryota, Ciliophora, Oligohymenophorea, Peniculida, Parameciidae. The record is from the annotation of a GenBank genome assembly.